AUGGGACUGGAGUACUUGGGUUUCUCUUCUCCCGAGGCAUAUGCUGAGUUCCAGUACAGACGCAGACACAGGCAGCGCAGGAGAGGAGACAUGGGCAGCCUCCGCAGCAACACACCAGAACCUGAUGACCUAGGCCACAGCAGUUUAGACACUCCAGAAAUUGGCGGUGGUCAGAGACUGGGUCUGCCCAUGCCUCACAGUUCCCUGGAUGAGGAUGAUCCGAAUAUCCUGUUGGCUAUCCAGCUGUCCCUGCAGGAGUCUGGGCUGACUGCAGCCAGUGCUGGCGUUGAUGCACAAGAGAUCAUUGCAAACGAAGCAUCUCUGGGGGCUAUCGGAUCAUCCCUGCCCACACGGCUGGACCCGGUGCUGUGCGGGAUAGACGUGCCCCGUGCUGCCCUGAGCAGCUCCGAGCUGUUAGAGGUGGGUGACAGCCUAAAGAAGCUCGGUAAUAUCAGUGGCCAGAACGUCCCUCUGCGUUUCGACAAUCUCAACAAUCCUUCCUUUGAGUCUGCUGAGGGUCCCUUCCAAGCUCCCUUCGGGACAUAUGGAAACCUCGGAUUUCGAUUCUGA
Carassius auratus (goldfish) is the source of this 570-nucleotide messenger RNA. Its product is annotated as ankyrin repeat and IBR domain-containing protein 1-like. The transcript has 4 exons. The coding region runs from base 1 to 570 and encodes 189 amino acids. NCBI's taxonomy places the organism in Eukaryota, Metazoa, Chordata, Actinopteri, Cypriniformes, Cyprinidae. The record is from RefSeq and is a predicted model, not a curated record.